AUUCAUCUUUGCCUUGAUCUUUCUUGUUCUCAUCGUUUCUGGUUCACGUUUACAUAUAUCUUCUUGGUAUCGCUUCGUCCAAUAUACCUCGUACCAGCUCUCACCCUCAAUAGCUUACCGCUUCGAGUCUAGCUGGCCUCUCAAGCAUGAGUUACGGCAGAUUUCCUCCUUAUGGUCCCGGCCAUUAUCCGCCCAGCGCCUACUAUGGUCGACCACGACCUCAUCCCCCUUCAGCUCGACCUCCGCAUGAUACGCUCUCUGCCUGGCCAACACCCGCUUUCGCUCAUCCGUCUCAUCCUUCCGCUCCGGAAGGUGCACAGCCUCAUUGGCCGGCCGUUACGGAUGAUCCCCAUCAUACCCCUUUUGGCAACCAUCCCGCCUCAAAUUACCCUGAGGAUGAACUAGCAUACCUUCCCUCAGCCCAUCCAACCCCAUGGGCCGCUCUUCCUCGCGACUUCCAACUCGAUGAGCCUGGUUGGGGUCAUGCAGCUGCCCGGACGGGUGCAUUUCCUCCCGGGAGUUGGUAUUCUUAUCCUCCCGGUGCCGAUCAUAUCACUGCUCGCAGACCUUACGCUCAACUCGAGCACUUUAGUCAAAACCUUGAUCAGCGCCAAAGCCGACUGCGCUGGCGUGAAGAGAUUCUGGAGGGAGAUCCAGAAAAAUCUAUGGCUGAUCAUGCCAUUGAGACCUCUACGCUCGUCAUCUCAUUUAUCACCAGAGGUCCGACCGAUCAUCCCCACGGUCAAGGGGACGAGAUACUUUUCUUCAAAGCACGUCGCA
Messenger RNA from Melampsora larici-populina 98AG31, 780 nucleotides. RefSeq lists its product as uncharacterized. The transcript has 2 exons. Lineage: Eukaryota; Fungi; Basidiomycota; Pucciniomycetes; Pucciniales; Melampsoraceae. The record is from RefSeq and is a predicted model, not a curated record. The annotation marks the transcript as partial.